Molecule: messenger RNA, 1128 nt
Organism: Rhizoctonia solani
Lineage: Eukaryota; Fungi; Basidiomycota; Agaricomycetes; Cantharellales; Ceratobasidiaceae
Product: Retrovirus-related Pol polyprotein from transposon
Exons: 3
Coding region: 1-1128 (375 amino acids)
Source: RefSeq, a predicted model, not a curated record
AUGGUGCAGAGGAAAGCUGAAGAAAAGCCUACUGCACAAGAAGAGGAAUUAAUGAAGUCGCCUGAAGGAGGACCAAGACUGCUGAAGUACCUGACCCAGAACCUGUCCCUUCAGAUAGAUUCUUCAAGAAUCUUGCGCAAGCAUGAGUUAGCCUUUGGAUUAGAUGGUAGACUUGGUACUCAUAACACUCAACUGGAAAUUAGACUAAGGCCAGGAACUAAAGAAAUAUCUCUAACCCCUUACCAUGCUUCUCCAGCUAAAAGAGAAGUCAUUGACAAGCAGAUUGAGGAAUGGCUUAAACUUGGAGUCAUUGAGCCAUCCAAGAGUGCUUGGGGAUUUCCUGUCAUAGUAGUCUAUCGCAACAGUAAACCCAGACUAUGUGUGGAUUACAGACGUCUCAAUGAAGUAGCUGUACCAGAUGAGUAUCCCUUACCAAAACAAACUGACAUCUUGCAUGCCUUGGAAGGAUCUCAAUGGCUUACUACCUUAGAUGCGCUAGCUGGUUUCACUCAGCUAACCAUUAAGGAGGAAGACAGAGAGAAACUUGCUUUCAGAUGUCACAACGGCCAUUGGCAACCUACCAAACUACUCUUUGGAUAUAGGAAUGGACCAGCAGAGUUCCAGCGUGUCAUGAAUAGGAUACUUUCAAGAUUUCUAUGGCAAUUUGCCCUAGUAUAUAUUGAUGACAUAGUGAUCUAUAGUGUUGAGUUUGAAGACCAUUGCAAUCACUUAGAUCAAGUCUUAGGAGCUAUUGAAGAAGCUGAAAUCACCCUAUCUCCAAAGAAAUGUCACAUUGGAUACCAAUCACUACUAUUGCUAGGACAGAAGGUAUCAAGAUUAGGUCUAUCAACCCAUAAGGAAAAAACUUUCCUAGGGAUGAUGACUUAUUUCUCUAGCUAUAUUCCCUUCUACUCAUGGAUUGUAGCGCCUUUGUUCAAGCUUCUCAAGAAAGGAACAGCUUGGUCUUGGGAGGAAAAGGAACAACAAGCGUUUGAACUUGCUAAAGAGGCCCUUGCAUCUGCUCCAGUAAUGGCUUAUCCUAUUAUUGGAAAACCUUACAGAUUAUAUACAGAUGCAUGCGACUAUGGCCUUGGAGGAAUAUUACAGCAAGUCCAAUCAUCAAGAUAA